GUGAGCAAGAGAUUCAAUGAUGUGGCAGGCGGGCUCCUGACAGCCACAUUUCAGAGGCUGCUCCACCAGAUGCAGCAGGAGUAUCACAUUAUCCGGGCACAAAUGCCAAGGCGGGAGUCAGCCCGCCGGAGUCACCCAUUAGCGCGCAAGUGGGACAUCUAUGAGACACUCUCCAUGCGCCUCUCUCUCCUCCAAAUGACUCUUGGAAAACACUUGGACCUCAAUCACAUCCCAUUCUUCCCUGGGGAGAUAUUGGAUGAGGUGUUCCGGAUCCUCCACUACAUUCAGGUGACUCCAAACAUAGAGAAUCUGCGAGCAUUCAAGCUCACUGAUGAACUCUUUGACCUCUCUGAAAUGGCCAUGGAGUACUUCAAAGAGAAGAUAGAGCCAGCAUUACCAGAGAUAUCGUACUUCAAUUCUGAAUUCUGGGACUUCACAUUCUCAGGUUGUCCCGGGAAGCUAGGAGGGUCGAGUCUCCUGGAGUCACCUGAGGAGGAUGGACGGAAUCCAUCUGAGCUGGGAAGCCUGGAAGAGACAGGCGAGAUCAGUCAGCCUCAGUCAAACAUGGUGCUGCGGAAGCGCAUUCGGCGCAUCCGCCAGGGCAUGAAAAGGUACAAUAGUGAGCUGGCCGUGCUCAAGCAAGAGCUCAAAUCGUGCCAGAAGACCAUCACAGAUCAAAACAAACAAAUCCGGGAAUACUCCACUCGUCUCGACUCCUAUGACAAGAAGUUUGAGGAUAGUUCAAAGAAGUUCAGCCUCCUCCUCGCUGAGCUGAACAAGUGCAAGACAGAACUACAGUACUGGCGGUCCAAGAGCCCAGCCAUAUCUCAGAUUAAGUGCAGGGAAUGUGGGACCAUCGUAUCAGGGAAGGAGGAUCGGAUACAGGAUCUGGAAGACCGACGGGCCCUUGCUCAUCAGGGUGUCAUCAUCGACUUCGAGGAGGAUGAAUCUCCUGCGUAUGAAUACCACGACAAGGUUGCAGACUGCCUCCCGGGUACAUCAGGGCCAUCCAAACACCAUCACACCAAAGACCAACAACCUCACUCCAAGCGAAAAGCAGAGGCCAAGUCUAAAGGUAAAGGUCGCAAGCGGGCCCAACGAGAAUUUCUCAUCUACCCCGAAAGCGCGGUGUCCCACAGAAUUGACCUUGAGGAUCGCUACAUCCUUCAAGCAGACCUCGACCUCCGAUUGGCCAAUGGUGUCGUCUGGCUGGCUUCGAUUGGCUCUUGCCUCUACGAAGCCCCGCCCAUCGCUUCCGGUCCUACCAUUCCGCACGAGAUGAAGCUGGCAGUCGCGUGCCUGAUCCUGAGCGGGGCGCUGAGCCUGGGAGUCCUGGCCCGCCAGGCCUACGUCCUCCCUGCCGGCAUGGAUCUGCUCGGCCUGGCCAAUCCCCGUGCUACCUUCUCGUGUGCCGGGCGCAUCUACGGUUAUUACGCGGACGUGGAUAACGACUGCAAGCUCUUCCACGUCUGCCAUCCCAUCCUGGACGAAAGGAACCAGCUACUGGAGACGGCACACUACACGUUCGCGUGUCCGAACCAAACGGCGUUCAGCCAGGACAGCCUCACCUGCGCCUUUGUCGACGACGCCCUGCCGUGCGAUCAGGCGCCGAGUUUCUACGACUCCGUCAACGCUCUCUUCGGCAUCUUGGGGCAAUGAAACUAUCCUCUUCUUUUUUUUUACUCUCCGG
Darwinula stevensoni is the source of this 1690-nucleotide messenger RNA. Lineage: Eukaryota; Metazoa; Arthropoda; Ostracoda; Podocopida; Darwinulidae. The record is from the annotation of a GenBank genome assembly.